Messenger RNA from Cylicocyclus nassatus, 3771 nucleotides. NCBI's taxonomy places the organism in Eukaryota, Metazoa, Nematoda, Chromadorea, Rhabditida, Strongylidae. The record is from the annotation of a GenBank genome assembly.
GCGAUUACUCAGCCAUCGGCUACAGUAGCCCGGUCUGUUGCAGGUAAUCCACCGACACUUCCACCUCUGCGACCUACACAUCGACUCGUGUUGAACGUCUUUUCGGGGAGAGACCUUCACCGCGCACGCACAUCGAUCUCUUUCGAUCCGUUUGACUACCGCAGCCAGUUUCCGCAUAUCGAUCGUAUCGAUCGGUGUCGAGCUUCAAAUGGGAGAUGAACGGCGGUCGGUUUGAUUUCGAUGAUGGGGGCACGUACGUGGGAGGCUGGGAGGAGGGAAAGGCUCAUGGCCAUGGCGUGUGUUCGGGCCCUCAAGGCAAGGGCGAGUACGCCGGCGCUUGGCACUACGGCUUCGAAGUGUCUGGUGCCUAUUAUUGGCCCUCUGGGAAUACAUAUCAUGGCCAGUGGCAAAAUGGGAAGCGGCAUGGCUUGGGUGUGGAACAGAGAGGGCGAUGGACGUACAAGGGAGAGUGGACUCAAGGACAAAAGGGACGAUACGGUGUGCGAAAUUCGGCGACCUCCCAAGCUCGAUACCAAGGCACAUGGUCGGGUGGAUAUCACGACGGCUACGGCACGGAGAUCUACGUGGAUGGCGGCAACUACCAAGGCCAAUGGUUACGGGGCCUUCGCCAUGGCUAUGGAACCCGAAAAAGUGCGACAUACGGUCAGGCGGCGAAACUUCGGCCGAAGUCGCAAACGCAUGCCUCGUUGACGAGUCUGCGAAGCGGACGAGGUGACGAUGAUAACGACGAUGAGGAUCAAAAAGAAAAUCCAAGUGGACGAAGUGGAUUCGUUCUGAAGGCGAACAGUAGUGCUCCAGCGAGACGAAGGAGAUCUUUAUCCGAACGUUCAUUGGCUGUGAAGCGAACUUUGUUGUCGGGACUGCGGAUAAAGAAACAACAUUCAACCGGGGACAUUCAUCAACGAGUCACAAGUAUGACCGGGAGCCUUCGUUCAAGCGGCAGCACGAUGAGUUGCACAUCCGAAGACUCGCUUCAUCAUCAACACAAAUCCUUUGCGAGUACUGAGGAGGAAGCGAUAGACGAAGCAGUGACCGAGUUCUAUAGCGGUGAAUGGAAGAAUGAUGUUCGCAGCGGUUUCGGCGUAUGCGAACGAACCGACGGGUUACGGUAUCAGGGUGAAUGGGCCAAUAACGCCAAAAACGGCUACGGUGUGACGACGUUGAAAGAUGGAACUCGUGAAGAGGGAAAGUACAAGAACAACGUGCUGGUGGUGUCGAGUCGACGGAAAGGUAUGCUGUUCGUACGCAGCAAUAAACUCAAGGAGAGGGUGGAGGCAGCUGUCGAGACAGCGACCCGAGCUGCAAGCAUAGCCCAGCAGAAGGCGGACAUUGCAAUUUCGCGAACAUCAACGGCAAAAGAACGUGCCGAACAGGCAAUGUUCGUUGCUAAACAGGCCCGUGACGAUGCCGAUAUGGCUAGAAUGGAGGCGGAACGUUUCGAUCCAAAUUUCAAGCCACAAGAAAUGUCAGGCCAAGAGCGUCGACGUCAUUACGGUGAGAAUCCGGGCGGUGAUUCGUUUGCCACCGACAUCUCCGACCCACAUUCCUCCUACUCACGACAUUUGUCUCAAACGCAUAGCAAGAAUCCGUCCUUCGAACAGAAUCUGUCUGUCGACAUAGCGGAUCCAUCGUACCUCACCCCCAUGGGCCCUCAAGUAGGUCAGAUGGGCAUGGGUACGACCUCGGCGCAAAUGUCUCCGCUCAUGGGCAACCAUGUCGGCUCACAACAGCCCUCCCAAAUGGUCAAUCAUGUGAACUUCAACUUACAACAACCUAGUAUGCCGCCGAUGCAAACGAUGCAAAAUAUGCAAACUAUGCAGUCUGGUCCUUACAUUCACAUGCAGCAGGAGGAUGUAAUGCCUGAAAAUUACGCAGCGCCUAUGCAGUUUGAGGAUGCAUCAAACGUCGGUAUGCUCCAAGAUGUCGCUGAAGUGGCCGAGCCUCCGGAGCCUCCUCAACCGCUGAAGACGAUGACGACGACGACGCAUGCUUCUACGCUGAAUCCAUCACUCAUGAACAACCCUCAGAGCUCGUCCAGAUUCUCGCUUAGUGAUGAUCACUUCGACCAGUAUGUGAUGGCGGGCACCAGCGAGCAGCCGCGACUUCGACGAAAUCGACCAUCGUUAAUGAGGCAGAGCGAUGUGAACGACGCCAAUGCAAUGUUGAAUCGACGAUCAACACUCGCGUCCGCGCGCGACCGUCGAGCAGAACCCGUUCAAGAUUCGGGUGAGAAUCUGGGAAGUCUGCCAAAUCUUGCAGAACUGGAGAAUAGCGGGUUGCGUCUUCGCCGUGAGGACGCUGCUCGUCUAGCGUCCCAGCGUCGUCAAGAGAGACUUCGCGAUCAAGAGGAUCAAGCUCUUCUUAGGGCAAAUCCACUUCGAUACUUGUUUCACCCUGCCUUCAAGGCGUGGCUGGUCCGUUGGAAGGUGCCGAUCUUCCUCGCAGCUGCUAACCUCACAUUACUCUUUCUCUUCUACAACCUGCUCACUUACGAUAGGAGACGUCGUUAGUCGUUAUCAGAGACUGCUGCCAUGGUGUCUACAGGUCCUUUGUCCCUUCCCCUCGAAUGUGUUUGUUCACUAUACAACAUUACGUCACAAUGACGUCGCCUAGUCCAAUUCUCGUCCCCGCGUACGUCUUCUUUCGCAGCGACGUCACCGUCGACGAUCGCGGCUCCGCCUCUUUCAGGGAAACCCCAGUCUAAAGCUCCUUAUGCACGUCAUUCCCUCUCACUUUUGCUCUGCUCCAAAUAUUCUGUAACUAACUGAGAAGGUGUACACAUUCCCACACGCUCUGCCCCGGGAGUACGUGAGAAUCAACGCUGCACCUUGUGAGUUCGCCCGGGCGACCGCCGCCUCCCUCGGGCUUCUCUCGACGGGUGCAUGUCCUUUCGGUUCAUCGUGAUUCUGUCGCACACCGUAGCACACUGCGUGCACAUCCCGGUUCGUAGAAGCGGCGGCCGGCCCCCGUCCGAACUCGUCCGCUCAGCCGCGGCGCCGCCGCCUUCGUCGCAACGAAACCGUAGUGUCUAUCGAAGUCAGCCAACCGGUGACACUCACAUUCAGCUCAGUCACAGGGUGUCUGAGUGCUACGAACAGAACCUCGAAUCUGUCGGGACAUUAGAUCCAUUCGCUCACUGUCGUUACUCUACCGCAUGUUCUAUUUUGCAAAAUACGUCUGCUGCGAUCACCUCAUGGUCACAUCGGCAGGCAGCGCAUCAUCCCACACAUAUUUAUUUGUAAUGUUGUCUAUUGAACCACCUGUAAAUUGAGUCAGUUAGUUGGAGUUUCGAUGGAUUUAUUUAGAAGCCUACUGUCGAGGAUGUUGUCCUUGCAUCUGCCCGCAUCGAACGAGUUCGCGCGGUGUCGCGUCCCAUUCCGCAAGCGAGAAACCUCUGACACGACACCUCGCGACGCUCUAGCGAAAAAUUGUCGUUUGCUAGAGUUUACUGUAUGUUUCUGCAACAAUUAAUAUUAUGCAUCGAGGCCUUAUAAGAGAGUAUCAAUCGUUUAUUGCAUUGACUUUCCCGGAUAAAUGUUCUUAUGAGUUAAUUGUUAUUUCUUGUUGUUUUCAGUGGCAUCGUAUUUGUCUGAUGCUACACCAGCUGAAGGAGGGUUGAUAUGUUUAUCUUUUUCUUUUUUCAUUGCUGAUUGUCGUGGCUUCUUCCCACGUUUCAUGAAAUAGGUUGUCGGGUAAUUUUGUACCUUAGUUUCCAAGCUCAUAAAGGUGUAGAGAUUAGCAAUUAUUGGU